Messenger RNA from Cynoglossus semilaevis (tongue sole), 3169 nucleotides. RefSeq names its product protein phosphatase 2, regulatory subunit B', delta (gene ppp2r5d). Gene Ontology annotation, cellular component: cytosol; protein phosphatase type 2A complex; nucleus. NCBI's taxonomy places the organism in Eukaryota, Metazoa, Chordata, Actinopteri, Pleuronectiformes, Cynoglossidae. The transcript has 17 exons. Gene Ontology annotation, molecular function: protein phosphatase activator activity. Gene Ontology annotation, biological process: signal transduction; protein dephosphorylation. The record is from RefSeq and is a predicted model, not a curated record.
GUACUGGUAGCCAGGCAGAGCCACACGGUGCCAUCCAAUCAGAUCACAGUGGUCCAGAACGGGCGCAGGCAGCGUAUACACGGAGUGACAGCGACAGGAUCUGGAGGAACAACAUCACGGAGCUUCGGUGGAAACAGCUCAGCUCCCGCCGCCAAGAUGCCCAACAAAACCAAGAAGGAGAAGGAAUCGACCAAAUCUUCCAAAAGCACGAAGAGCAAUAGCAACACAAGCAGUGGGAAAGAGAGUUCUGUACAAGAUAAUUCAGAUGAGUCCCAGCAGCAGCAGAGUGGUAGUAAACGUCCCAGUAACAGCACGCCUCCUCCCACCCAGCUCAACAAGAUCAAAUAUUCUGGAGGACCCCAGCUGGUCAAGAAGGAGCGGCGCCAGAGCUCGUCCCGCUUCAGCCUCACCAAGAACAGAGAGCUGCAGAAGCUGCCUGCGUUGAAAGAUGCCCCGCUCCUGGAUCGUGAAGAGCUGUUUGUCCAGAAGCUGCGUCAGUGCUGUGUCCUGUUCGAUUUUGUCAGCGACCCACUGAGUGACCUCAAGUUCAAGGAGGUGAAGAGGGCGGGGCUUAAUGAGAUGGUGGAGUACAUCACACAUAACAGCGACGUGGUGACAGAGUCCAUUUACCCUGAGGCCGUCAUCAUGUUCUCUGUGAACCUGUUCCGGACUCUUCCUCCAUCCUCAAACCCGACUGGAGCAGAGUUUGAUCCUGAAGAGGAUGAGCCGACACUGGAGGCAGCCUGGCCUCACCUGCAGCUGGUGUACGAGUUCUUCCUUCGCUUCCUGGAGUCUCCGGACUUUCAGCCAAACGUUGCCAAAAAAUACAUCGACCAGAAAUUUGUCCUGUCGUUGCUUGACCUCUUCGACAGUGAAGAUCCCAGAGAGCGAGAUUUCUUGAAGACAAUCCUGCACAGGAUCUAUGGGAAGUUCCUGGGCCUACGUGCCUACAUACGCCGGCAGAUCAACAACAUCUUCUACAGAUUCAUUUAUGAAACUGAGCAUCACAAUGGCAUUGCUGAGCUCCUGGAAAUACUGGGGAGUAUCAUCAACGGCUUUGCUCUCCCACUCAAAGAAGAACACAAGAUGUUUCUGAUCAGAGUUCUUUUGCCACUUCACAAAGUCAAGUCUCUGAGCGUCUACCACCCCCAGCUAGCGUACUGUGUGGUCCAGUUCCUGGAAAAGGACAGCAGUUUGACAGAGCCGGUGAUCAUGGGUCUGUUAAAGUUCUGGCCAAAAACUCACAGUCCAAAAGAGGUGAUGUUCCUGAACGAGCUGGAGGAGAUUCUGGACGUCAUCGAGCCAUCAGAGUUUGUCAAAGUCCAAGAGCCGCUCUUCAGACAGUUGGCCAAGUGUGUGUCCAGCCCACAUUUCCAGGUGGCAGAGCGAGCAUGAUAUUACUGGAAUAAUGAGUACAUCAUGAGUCUGAUCAGUGACAAUGCUGCCAAGAUUCUCCCCAUCAUGUUUCCUGCUCUCUACAAGAACUCCAAGAGCCACUGGAACAAGACGAUCCAUGGUCUCAUCUAUAAUGCUCUGAAACUUUUCAUGGAGAUGAAUCAGAAGCUGUUUGAUGACUGUACACAACAGUACAAGGCCGAGAAACAGAAAGAAAAAUAUAAACUCAAGGAGAGAGAUGAGAUCUGGAACAAAAUAGAAGAUCUGGCCAGACAGAACCCACAGAGAAAUAAGCUCCACCCACUCCGCCCUGGACUCCACCCACAUGAUGAGUACCUGUUGUACAGUGAUAGUUCUGUAGCUGUGUAUUCCAUGGAGACAGAGACUCCAACAGCAGAAGACAUUCAGCUGCUGAAGAAGACAGUGGAGACUGAGGCGUCACAGGGUGUGAAGGAUCUGAAAGACAAAGUCCUGAUGAGGAGGAAGUCAGAGUUGCCACAGGACGUCUACACCAUCAAAGCUCUAGAGGCUCACAAGAGAGCUGAGGAGUACCUGACAGCCAAUCAGGAGGCUCUCUGACCAGGGGAGGCACUCCCUCUAAACCCAAGUUCGCCCCUCCCUAAUGUCCGUCUCCCUGGGGAGGAGGUCGGAGGUGCCGUCUUGGUCUGAGGCCAGGUCAGGGUGGAGCUGACGGAAAAAGCUGUGGAAGCUCCGCCCCCUCAGGCCACGUUGCCUCCCACUCCUGCUGCUCUUUGUUUAAACCGCACGAUGCUGUUUACACAUGUACAUCAGGUCCCUGGAAGCCCUGCAGCUUUUGGUUCUGCUGAGCGAGGGGCUAAGGACCACAGACAUCAGAUCCUUGUCCACCUCGCCACCGAAGAACGUGCAGCAGAACUUGGACCUGUUACAUUGAACUCAGCUUCAAUCCAGAGCCCUGCCCCUCCUCCCCCCUCUUCGCCAGUUCGCAGGUGGACUGACGACCACGACGAGACACGGUGAAUGUAGACAUCCAGUCAGCUUCCAGAGAAUUCUGGAGGAACCAUGUGACUUUACUCUUUCCUUGUUGAUGUUUACAUCAAUGCUGUCAAGUUUAGACCAAUGAGAGCAGGAUCCACAUCAGUGUUGUUUUGUCCCUUAUCACCUGAACUGUAGAUGGUAGUUGCUAUGGACCAGGUCAAAGGUUUAAACACAGAGUGGACAAGGACCAUGUUGUGGUUCUGGAGGCCAAGGUGCCCUGACGCUGCCCUGAGGCCUGUACGUCAUGGUGGCUCCUCAGUUAAGGGGCCCAGCUGCACUGUGUUUUGAGUUUUAAAACCGCCCGUUCAUCUGAAGCUGAACCAAUGAAAAUGUAUCAUUGAAACAUUGAAAUCAUCACUCUUGUAUCAGGAAGUAACGUUGUACCAAACACUUUUUCACAGUGGAAUCGCUCAUUUACUUCCCGUUGCCUUUGGCCUAUCCGAUCCCGCUGCUUCUUUAAGGUCGAGGUCAAGGUUGGCAGGAACAAUCACUAAAGUGGGCGGUUCUACUGGGGAUACAGACAGAUUAUGCCCGUAUUUUGGCCACAUUCUCUCCGUUUCUAUUGUUUUCUUUGUGAUUCCUCAUGUGAUGCGGCGCAUGUCUUUCAGAAAUCAACUUUGUCAAAGAACACACUGCUGGACAAAAUUGGCAGCAACAACUAAAGUCAAAUUAUACGAGACAGUCUGCCCUCUGCUGGUUAAAGGUGAAACACCACAGUUUGACAUAUGGUCCAACAGUUGCCAUGUGGAGCAAAAAA